Molecule: messenger RNA, 3257 nt
Organism: Paramecium octaurelia
Lineage: Eukaryota; Ciliophora; Oligohymenophorea; Peniculida; Parameciidae
Source: the annotation of a GenBank genome assembly
CUCAAAUCAGGAUGGCAUCCGAAAUCUAUGACUAAUUAGUAACAGUUUUUACAAAUACAGAUAAUAAAAUCAGAAAUGAAACAGAGAAACAAUUAGUGACUAAUUUAAUAGAAAACAUUUAGAAUUUUUAAUAAAUUGCCAAAGUAGCUAUGCAACAAGACAAAAGUAAAAUAUUCUUUAAUAUUUCUAUAGUGUAAGAACAGGCAGCCAGUUUAUUAAAUUCAGUUGUGCUGAAGAUGCUAGCAAAUAACAGUAUUUUUUUAUCUAACUAUUUUAGUUUAAUUGACUAUUCAUCACGCCAAUUCAAUCCUGGGAGUUCUGAUUUCUCAAUAUACACCCUUAAAAUGUAAAUAAUCCUUGGUAAAGUGUAUGAGUUAAAUAGUGAGGAAAGAUAAAAGUAAUUAUCCACUAAAUUUAGGUGUAAAGACUGAAAUUGAAAAUAAAAUGAAGGAAUUUUUACGCCAAGAUCAACAUUGGCAAUUUUAAACAGGAAUCAUAUUUUUUAAGAUCUUACAGGACUCUUUGGAAUUAUAAACAUAUAGUUCAAUUGUCUAAACUGGUUAUGAAUGGAUAAGUGAGUUUUUCAAUCAAACUGCGUAUAUCAUGACUAAAUUAACAGAAUAGCCAAAAGAACUACCAGAUGAUUUCAUCACAACUAUCAGAAUCUAUACAUAAGUUGUAUCUGAUCUAUGUGAAAAAGUUUUUGACAAAAAUAAUAGUUAAAAAGAAUAAACUUAGCCAAUACAAAAUAUUUUGUUCCAAUUAAAUUCUUUCUCAGGAGUUCUGAUGAUUUUAUUAUCUUAUUCUCCAUAAACAGGAAAAUAGAUUCAAAAUUGCUCCAUUAUUAAUACAGGAAAUGAUCACUUUGACGCUCAAUUAAAUGAAAUUAAAUGUUAAGUUUUCAAAAUCUAUUUCUUGUGUUUAUAAGUUUUAUUGAACAGUCGAAAUAAGAAUGAAGUGAAAAAAGGAGCCUUUGGACCUUAUCUAACAACUAUAACAUAAUUGCUAAUUUAUAGCUUGUUGGCUUAUACAAACAGUGAACCCAUUCAUUAAAUAUACAAGUAUUCAUUCAACUUUCUAUAAUUAAAGUAAACCCUAUUUGACAAACAUCAUGACCUACAUAAUGAAAUUAUUGGCUAAUUUAGGAUCAUAGACAGAACAAUACCAAAUCUUUUCUGACUCCAAAAUAGCCUUAAUAACAGAUGCAAUAUACCCAUUUUUGAUAACAUCUUAGAAGGAGUAUUAAUAAAUGAAAGACCAACCAGAAGAGUUUGUUAAUUUAGCCUUGGAUUCAGUAGAUAAAUAGGAAUCAGAUGUUCCAAAGACAGCAGCAGCAUCUUUAUUAGAAACUUUAUGUGAUCAUAUUGAUGGAUCUACUACAUUUUUGGCAAAUUUGGCAGUCAUUAUAUCAUAACAUUCUAUCAACAUGAUAUCGAAUAACCCAGUUUAAUUGAAGGAUUAACAAUUGACUUUUAUAAUGGCAUUGCAAGAUAAGUAAAAAUACAAUUCAUAUUAGGAAAUUGUUCAAAGAAUAUACUCCAGUUGAUAGAAUUGAAAGUAGUUUAGUAAUUUUGACAAUUAUGAGUUAUUUGAUAUAGAAAAGAUUGGAUAUAGUGUUAUUGAUGGAAUAACUUCUAACUGAUAAUUUAUUAUACUUUUAGAAUGUUUAAGAAUAAAUAAUCAAAUUAAGACUCUCCCUAUUCUUUGGAUAUUAUUGCGAUAACUUAUUCAAAAAGGAGACUCAAUCUUAAAACAUGAAUGCUUAUUUAUAAAUAAUGAUCAGUUUUGUAUAACCACAGGAACCUGUCGUACUUUAUUAAUCAAUUGAUGCAUUAAAAGAUAUAUUUGAAGAUGAUGAUCUCAAAAACAAAACCAAAGAUUUGGUAGUAUUACUAUUCCCCUAAUUAUGUAAUGGACUCCAAUAUAGUACAUAUGAAAGACACUUUGAAACAAUAACAAAUUUGCUAAAAAAGUAUCCAAAUCAGUUUUUAUAAAAUGAUAACCUAUUAGUUGGGUUAAUCCAAGUGUUGAAUUAGAGAGUCAUAACUGAAUAGUAGAAAAUAAAUUCAGGUGAUCAAUAAAGGCAUAUCUAUUUAAAUAGAUGUUGGAAUGUACUUAGGUAAUUGGCUGAACAAGAUGAAUUCAGUGGCAUCCUAGGCAAAUUAGAGUAGCAUUUAGCAUAAUUGUAUUCAAUGUUAGCCUAUUGUGAUAAAAUAGAUUAUGAUGAAGAUCUAGUGCUCUUUAUUUCUGGAUGUAUCACUAAAUUAUCAGUCGUAACAGAAUUGUAGAUGCAAAUCUUGCCAUAUUUCUAAAAUAUCAUCAAAAAAUAAUAGGGAAGAUUGUGCAAUCUCUUUGAAACCCUCAAUCAAUACAUGCAUUUCGGAAGAAACUAUUUUAUUAAUGAGGCUUAGCAAUCCAUCUACUUUUAAUUAGCAUUCUAGAAUCUUCAAAAUGAAGAUCUCCAUGGUGAUAUUGAAUAAGGAGAAGGGGCAUUGUUAAUUCAAUUAGGAAUCCAAGAACUGCAUGAUGAUCUUAAAACAAAUAUCCUUUCCCAAAUACUAUUCCAAACUAUCUAACUCCUUUAAAAACAAGAUAUCAAUGAGCACUUAAAGUCUAGAAUAACUGGUAUCAUUUUGAGUUCUCUUUAUAAAAUACCCGAAAAAACCUAUGAAGUAUUAACAGAAGUUUUCCCAGCUGUAUAUAAUAGAAUCUUGGAAACUCAUUAUUCCCCAGGCUACGAUAUCAAACUAUUUAUUAUUACAAUGUCCUCUUUGAUUAUGAAAUAACCUAAUCUCCUGACCCCCAAUUUGCUGACGAUCAUGGUUAACAAUUUAAUUGCUUAAGAGAAAUAUGAAAAAGACUAUAAAUAUAAAUAAAAUGAGUAAUUAAUCUUUUAUUAACCCUAGUUAUAUGGAUGAUGAGUUAGAUGAUGAAGAUGACAGCGAUUUCAAUGAUGAGGAAGAAAUCUAAUAAGCUUAACAAUAAACUGAAUAAUUCUUAAGUUCUAUUGUAAAAUUAGAUGAAUAUACUUUAUUCAAAUAGACCCUCCUUAGCAUAAAAAAUUAGUAUAUCAAUUAAAUUCAUUUUUUAGAUUCCCAUAGGCAAUUGAUUAAUUGAAAAAUGGAUUGGAAUAAACAAUUAUUAACAAAAUCAACGAAUAAUUAUAAUUUGUUCGAAUUGAAACUUUAGAUGGAGAAGAGCUUAGAAAAUUUCGAAACCUUAAAAAUUGCAAUCGCAAAAAGUAAUUUAAUAAUUGA